UCUUCUGUCGUGCUCGUAUAAGUAGAGGCUGCGCGAGGCCAUGGUCCUCCAAGCUCUGCAAGCUGCUUCUUUCUUUCUGCCUGCGUAGUUCGACGGCGGCGAGUUGCCUGCGACAGACAGAGAGAAGCUGCAACUCACCUGCGGUUGAGCGGCAUGGCGACGGCGGCCAAGGACGCGGCGUCUGCGGCGGCGGAGAAGGGGACGGCGGUGGCGGUGACGCAGAUGAAGCUGCUGGUGGACAGGCGGUCGCGCCGGGUGCUGUACGCGGAGGCGCGCAAGGACGCCGUCGACUUCCUCAUCGGCCUCCUCCGCGUGCCCGCCGGCCUCGCCGCGCGCGUCAUCGCCAAGCACGCCGCUGGCGCUGGAGAUGGCGCCGGUGACGUUCACGCCGACGAGGCGCACGCCGCGCCGGGCUCCCUGGGCACGCUCUACGCCGGGGCCAAGGCACUGGGCGACGAGUUCUUCGUCGCAGCCGCGCCCGACCGCGACGCGAUCCUCUGCCCCGCGAUCCCCUCCGCCGCGCUCGCGCUGCUGCUCGCGGGCGAGCCGGCCGCAGCGGCCGCACCGGCUCCCGCCCCGCCGAAGCGGUACUUCCGGUGCGCGGGCCCGUACGGGACGUCGUGCCGCGGGAACCCGACGUGCGUGACGGACGUGGCCGGCCUGCCGUGCCCGGUGUGCCGGCAGCCGAUGACGGUGGAGAUGCGGUGGAGCCCCGGCGACGCGCACGGCAAGCUGGCGCAGGCGGCGGCCCAGGAGGCCGCGGCGGCGGCGGCGUCUGCGGGAGCAGGAGGGUACGUGAAGGAGGUGGUGAGCUACCUGGUGAUGGACGACCUGACGGUGGAGCCCAUGUCCACCAUCUCCGCCAUCAUGCUGCUCAAGAAGUUCAAGGUCGCCGACUGCUCCGCCCUGGAGGAGCUCACCGUCGACCUCGGCCACAAGGAGGCCGUGCUGCUGCUCAAGGCCGCGCUCGAGUCCAAGACGGCGCUCACCGACGUCUUCUGCGGCGGCGUCUCCAUUGACAGGCUCCAGUGAGCGAACCAGCGAGGGGCCGAGCACCAUGAAUGGGAGACCGUGGAGCUACGAGAUGGAAGAGAUGACACAAUAUACACUGCUGUACAUACUGAAUUGUACUUACAUGAAACAUGUUUAAACGUAGUACACGUGUCUGUCUUAUGCUAAUAUUGUACUCUCGUGAUUGAGUAACAAAAAGCUUCAUCUCA
This is a messenger RNA of Triticum dicoccoides, 1220 nucleotides long. RefSeq lists its product as uncharacterized. The transcript has a single exon. The record is from RefSeq and is a predicted model, not a curated record. Bases 154 to 1032 code for a protein of 292 amino acids. Lineage: Eukaryota; Viridiplantae; Streptophyta; Magnoliopsida; Poales; Poaceae.